AUGGGUGCGGGUGCAGGUGCAGGUACGGGACUCGGUCUACUUGCAUUUGCUUACAAUUGUCAAUCCCAGAAUUUAUACAACGAUGUGCAUGCAUUGGACACAUCGAUACACGAGUUGAACCCAGUGAAAGAUGCAGACACUUAUGAACAAGGUCUUUACCAGGCAUCUCAAAACGAAGAGCGUCAACAGUACGAAGAGCACAGAAGAAAGAAAACGCAUCAUCCAGUAUUUCUUGUUCGCAUUGCGUAUCAAAUAUUAUUUGCCAUUGACGAUUACAUAGUAGACCCUCUAUUAACUUUCGGACGGUUUAUCGAAUUAUCGUGCAUUUUUCUUCCCGUAUUAAUUGCCAGCCCCAUGUGCUGGUUUGGGCACAAACACAAAAAUGAAGGUGGGAACAUGGUUCGUACUGGUGCUUCCUUGUGGUAUCGAUACUUGCGCUGGACGUUGGAGAGUGCCGGAGCAUCGUUUAUCAAAUUGGGACAAUGGGCAGCCAGUAGAACUGAUAUCUUCCCACAAGAGAUGUGUGACGAAUUGGCUACUUUGCACAGCAAUGCUAAGGCUCACAGUUUAGCACAAACUAAAAAAAUAUUGGUCAAAAGCUUUGGAAAUUUACCAUUUGAAGAGAUAUUUGACGAGUUUAAUGAAAACCCCGUGGGAGUAGGAGCAAUUGCACAGGUGUAUAUUGCAAAACUUUCCAAAAAAGUGUUGCAACAAGCCAAGGAUGAGGAAAAGCGCCUUGAAAGUGAUUUAAAUGCUAAAGAUCAACAACGAGCCAAUAAAAAGGGCCGUAAUAAAGAAGAGAAAUUUUUCGAUCAAUUGGUUGUGACCGAACAUUUAAACUCUAAUGAAACAGUGGCUAUUAAAGUAUUACAUCCAAAUGUAGAGGUCAAAAUCAAUAGGGAUUUGAAAGUUAUGAAAUUCUUUGCGGAUUUCAUUAAUAUCAUACCAACUAUGGAAUGGUUGUCAUUGCCAGAUGAAGUUGAGCAAUUCUCCAUCUUGAUGCGGUUGCAAUUAGACUUAAGAAUCGAAGCGAUGAAUUUGGCCAAGUUUAGACAGAAUUUCAAGAAUCAACUCGACAUUCAUUUCCCUAAACCGUAUUUAAAUUUUACAACAAGAGAUGUUUUGGUUGAAGAAUAUAUGUACGCCAUUCCAUUGAGCAAGCUCUUGAAUUUGACCGAAAACUUUGGUAAGAACUUGUCCAAAGAAGUUAGUGAUAAAGGGUUAGACGCAUUCCUCAAGAUGUUGAUUUUGGACAACUUUGUUCAUGCUGAUUUGCAUCCGGGUAACAUGAUGGUUCGUUUUUACAAAAAUGAGCUUUCGCCGCACAAGAAGGAAUACAAGAUUGUUAAAGCGUCUGAUGACGAAGAUACUGAUCGAAUUACUAAAGAGCUUUUGCAACUUGGAAACGACCAAAAUGCUUGGUGUGAACGACUUGCAAAGCUUUACGAAGACGGCUACCAUGCUGAGAUUUGCUUUUUAGAUGUGGGACUUAUCACGGAGCUUAAUCAUACUGAUAGAAUCAACUUUAUUGACUUGUUUAAAGCGCUUUCAGAAUUUGAUGGAUACAAAGCAGGAGAGUUGAUGGUUGAGAGAUCUAGAACGCCUGAGACUGUGGUAAACAAGGAGAUUUUUGCGUUGAAAGUUGAAAAAUUAGUCGAUAGAAUGAAAGAUAGAACAUUUACUUUGGGCAAUGUUAGUAUUGGUGAUUUGUUGGAGCAAGUAUUGAGCAUGGUUCGAACACAUCAUGUGCGUAUGGAAGGAGAUUUUGUUACUGUUAUUGUGGCAAUAUUAUUGUUGGAAGGAAUAGGCAGACAAUUGGAUCCAAACUUGGACUUAUUUGCAAGGUUCGUAUACGCUUUAUUACUUGGAUUACCCACAGAAGAGAUAUCUUUGGCAACAAUCAUUUCGUUGGGUGAUCUUGUCAUAUAG
Molecule: messenger RNA, 1929 nt
Organism: Lodderomyces elongisporus
Lineage: Eukaryota; Fungi; Ascomycota; Pichiomycetes; Serinales; Debaryomycetaceae
Exons: 1
Coding region: 1-1929 (642 amino acids)
Cellular component (GO): mitochondrion
Source: RefSeq, a predicted model, not a curated record